Ostreococcus tauri is the source of this 1155-nucleotide messenger RNA. RefSeq names its product unnamed product. The record is from RefSeq and is a predicted model, not a curated record. Lineage: Eukaryota; Viridiplantae; Chlorophyta; Mamiellophyceae; Mamiellales; Bathycoccaceae. Bases 1 to 1155 code for a protein of 384 amino acids. The transcript has a single exon.
AUGUGGGACACGGGAAAACGCGACGCGUCGAGCGCGAUGCGAGCGCGCGCGCGCGCGAGAGGGGCGACGACGGUGGUCGCGGUCGCGCUCGCCGCCGUGACGUCGCUCGCGCGCGCGGAAUCGAGCGCGCGAGCGAGAGACACGGAGACGUUUGUCGUGAUCUCAACCUCGGGGAAAAAGUGUUUGAGAUCGCGCGCGAGCGCGUCCGCGGACCUCGCGUGGCGCUCGAGCGAGAUCGCGGCCGUGGCGUUGGCGUCGGUGGGUCGAACGACGCACUUUGAGCGGUCGAUGGUGGGACCGGGGGUGCGGGACGCGGUCGUCGACGGCGCGGUGGACGGCGAGGCGUGUUGGUUCGACGACGGGAACGUCGAGGUGAAUGCGAAGACGCGGUUCGUGACGGUGACGACGUCGGGAUCCGUGAAUGUCGACGUCGUCGAUGUCGUGGGAGCGUGGGCGAAGGAGACGGGCGUGGGUGACGGCGCGCGGGGGACGGUGGGGCGAGACGCGAGCGCGAAGGGCGCGACCGAGGCACUCGGGGACGGUGACGCGCGAUUAUUGCUCGAUCGACGGGCGUGUUUCGACGGUGAAGAAGGUGAUUUCUCGGUGCGGGAGUUGGAGCGCGCGGAUGUGGACGCCGAUCGACGCGCGCGCGCGUUGGUUGAACGCGAAUUGAGGUGUUUUGAGGACGACGCGACGGCGUUCGCGCAAAGCAAAGACGCGCGAUCGGUCGCGUUCGUCUCCCUCGAGGGCGCAUCGUACGUCGAAAAGAGGUUUGGUCACAAGAGUGAGAUCGCGAGAUGGAGCGCGGAGGUGACGCAAGCGUCCAUCGCGCGCGCACUGAGCUCGAUUCGAGAACAGGCGGACGUCGAGCUCGUCGUCGUUGCCGUCUCCGAAGGCGCCUCGCAGAGCCACACAGCGCGCGCCGCCGAGCGUAAACUUCUUGGCGUCGACGUCCACGGUCGUCGCACCGCCGAAGCGGCGCACGACGAUAACGAUCUGGAGCUGCUCACCACGUUUACGCGAAAAGUGGCGCAGUGGGUCGCCGCCAUCAUCUUCAUCGGCGCCUCGUUCGCGGGCGUCCUCGCCCUGCAUGGUAUGCCGCUCAUUCGCGAGCCAUUCCUUUACACCCCGAUUCCCGGGCUCAAGCUCGAUUAG